Messenger RNA from Sphenostylis stenocarpa, 1452 nucleotides. Lineage: Eukaryota; Viridiplantae; Streptophyta; Magnoliopsida; Fabales; Fabaceae. The record is from the annotation of a GenBank genome assembly.
AUGGAAAACCUCCAUAACCGUAAGGGCAUUGAUAAUUCCAAUAAUAGACCUCCACGUGGCUUUACGGAUAUUUUCAGGAGAGAGUUGGGCUUGUCUCAUCCCAACGGUUUUGCGCGUCGCUUUUCAGCUUCCGAGGUGCUUGUGAAUAGCUUGAAUUUAUACGCGAAGUUAGAUGGUCAUGAAGGGUGUGUGAAUGCAGUGGAGUUUAACUCCACUGGUGACCUUCUUGUCUCUGGUUCUGAUGACCGACAAGUUAUGUUAUGGAAUUGGGCAUCCAAAACUAGAUUGCUUGCAUACCCUUCUGGCCACACAGACAACAUAUUCCAGACAAAGAUUAUGCCAUUCUCAGAUGACUGUCGAAUAGUAACUUCUGCUGGUGAUGGCCAGGUAAGGCUUGGCCUUCUCCGGGAGGAUGGUGAAGUUGACACUACAUUGUUGGGGAAGCACCAUGGUUGUGUAUACAAGCUUGCUUUGGAGCCUGGAAGUCCCCAUAUAUUUUACAGUUCUGGUGAAGAUGGACUUAUUCAACAUUUUGAUUUGCGAAGUAGUUCUGCUACAAAACUUUUCUGUUGUUCAUCAUCAACAGGAAAACAGAUUCCAAGCAAAAUAGGGUUGAAUUCGAUCGUGAUCGACUGUAGAAAUCCAUAUUACUUUGCUGUUGGUGGUUCUGAUGAAUAUGCACGUGUUUAUGACAUAAGAAAAUGCCAGUGGGAUUCAGCUGGAAAUUCAGAUCAACCUGUUCACACGUUUUGCCCUCGCCACCUAAUUGGUUCAAAUAAUGUCCAUAUCACAGGAUUGGCUUACUCAAGCUUUGGUGAACUCCUUGUUUCUUAUAAUGAUGAGCUCAUCUAUCUGUUUGAAAAGAAUGUGGGCAUGUGUUCAUCAACUUCAUAUGAGGAUCUGAAGAAUAAUCAUGAGGCACAAGUUUACUCGGGCCACAGAAAUGCACAGACAAUUAAAGGAGUGAAUUUUUUUGGCCCGAAUGAUGAAUAUGUCUUGAGUGGUUCAGAUUGUGGCCAUAUAUUCAUCUGGAAGAAGAAGGAAGCUAAGCUCGUGAGAUUAAUGUUAGGCGAUCAACGUGUUGUAAAUCAACUUGAGGCCCAUCCGCGAAUACCUAUCCUUGCUACUUGUGGCAUAGAAAAAAAUGUGAAAAUCUGGGCUCCUCUACGGAAUGAUAUACCCCCACUUCCUGGAAAUGUUAAAGAGAUAAUGGAGGCAAACAGACAAGGUAGAGAAGACCGAUCACGAGUAACCCUUACCCCUGAUGUUAUAAUGCAUGUUCUUCGCCUGCAGAGGCGGCAGACAUUGGCUUAUAUUGAAAGGAGACAUAGUAGGGCAGAUAUUGUGAGUGAUGAAGAAGAUGCAGAGGGCUACCUUUUAGGACUCUUGGAUGGAGAUGCCUCUUCUGAAGAGGAUUCUCCUGGAAAUUCCAGGGAUUGCAACAUUAGCUGA